GUUUUCUUUUUUCUACCAUUGACUUUUGACAUUUUACUCUUCUUCAAAUUUAUACGAAGGAUAUAAUGCGACUAGUAUAUCAAUAUCUUACAUUUUCAGCUCUUGUAUGUUUGGGGACCUCAUCCACCGUCCUUCCUUUAGUUGAAGAUAUAUCGAGCGUGAAUCUAGAGUCCUGGAAACGGGCAACUGCACAGGCACCCAAGGGCUAUGCGCCAGGAUCCGUAGACUGCCCCUCGACGCGCCCGAGUAUUCGAGUAGCAAACGGCCUUUCAGACCAAGAGAAAUCAUGGCUAGAGAAAAGGAGAGGAAACACAAUUGCGCCUAUGCGCGAACUAUUGACGCGACUAAAUAUAACUGGGUUUGACGCUGGAAAAUACAUUGACGAGCACCGCGACAACAUGACCACAAUACCCAACAUUGCAAUUGCGUUUUCCGGAGGCGGUUAUCGGGCCAUGACAAACGGUGGUGGAGGCCUGGCUGCGUUCGACAGUCGUACACCAAAUUCCACGAAUACCGGCCAAAUUGGUGGACUGCUGCAGUCAGCCACCUACAUUGCGGGACUCUCAGGGGGAGGAUGGCUCGUGGGCAGCGUUUAUUCUAACAACUUCACAUCGGUGCAAAGUAUCGUUAAUCAGAAUAACCACGGUGAUCUCUGGCAGCUUGGUAACUCGAUUCUAGAAGGACCGGCAACUGGAGGCAUUCAGCUACUCUCGACCGCUGAAUACUACAACAAUCUAUACAAGACUGUGAUUUCAAAGCAAGACGCAGGCUUCAACUUCAAUGUCUCUCUUACAGACUAUUGGGGUCGCGCUUUAUCCUUCCAGCUCGUCAACGUAUCCGAAGGCGGUCCCGGAUACACAUUUUCCUCAAUCCAAGAUGACAACGACUUCAAGAACGGAAAUGUACCAAUGCCUAUUCUUGUUGCAGAUGAGCGCGCACCCGGAGAAGUUAUCGUUUCAUUGAAUACAACCGUCUUUGAGUUUAAUCCGUGGGAAAUGGGAAGCUUCGACCCAACGCUCUAUGGAUUCGCACCUCUGAAAUAUAUUGGGUCGAAUUUCACUAGGGGGCAGCUCCCUAACAAUCAAGGUUGCAUUUCGGGCUUUGACAACGUAGGCUUUAUUAUGGGAACCAGCUCUUCCUUGUUCAACCAGGCCAUUCUGCAGCUCGACUCCUUUUCGGGAGUCCCGGAUCUUGUCAAGAACGCUCUAAAAGGUGUUCUUGAUGGUCUAGGCGCAGAUAGUAAUGACAUUGCAGAUUACACGCCGAACCCAUUUUACCAUUUCCAUAACAGUACGAAUCCGAGCGCGCAGGCAGAACGCUUGACACUCGUUGAUGGUGGUGAAGACCUUCAGAAUCUCCCGCUCAACCCGCUCAUCCAGCCCGUUCGAAAUGUCGAUGUAAUCUUUGCCGUAGAUUCUUCUGCUGAUACCGUCCCACCGACCGAAUCAGCGCAAAACUGGCCCAACGGAACCGCUCUGGUAGCCACUUAUGAGCGCUCGACCAACGCUUCAAUGCAGAACGGCACCGCUUUCCCCUCUAUACCCGAUCAGAACACGUUCGUCAAUCUUGGUCUCAACAACCGACCGACAUUCUUCGGCUGUAACGCCAGCAACCUUACCGGACCAGCUCCGUUGAUAGUGUAUCUACCCAACUCACCAUAUGUCUACAACUCGAAUACCUCGACCCUCCAGAUGGACUACAACAAUACCGAGCGAAACGCCAUGAUCCAGAACGGCUACAAUGUCGUAACCCAGGGUAACGGAACUCGGGAUGCGCAGUGGCCAACGUGCGUUGGCUGUGCCAUUCUUUCUAGAAGCUUUAACCGCACAGGAGCCACUGUUCCUGAUGUGUGUCAGCAAUGCUUUAAGAAGUAUUGCUGGGAUGGAACAGUUAACUCAACGAAACCAGCCCCGUACUUCCCACAAAUGAUCUUGAAGGAGAUUAAAGUUAAAAGCGGCGUUGACAGGUUUGCUCCUAGCUUCCUAGGAAUUGCCCUAGCUAUAGCGGCUUCUGGAUUCCUUAUGAUAUGAUAAUUUAGACAUAGAUACCUUGUUCUAGAUUUGGCUAACUGGAUUUGGCUGGUAGGAUAUGCAUUGGUAGCGUCUGUUUUACAGCGCAGCUUUUGUUCAGUGUAUAUAUCGUAUGCUCAGUGAAGAUUUUACAUAAUCUCUGAGGAACUAUGAAUAGUUCAAUACAAUGGAGAGAGAGAUGCAUGAAGCAC
Lindgomyces ingoldianus is the source of this 2221-nucleotide messenger RNA. RefSeq lists its product as uncharacterized. The transcript has 3 exons. Gene Ontology annotation, molecular function: A2-type glycerophospholipase activity. Lineage: Eukaryota; Fungi; Ascomycota; Dothideomycetes; Pleosporales; Lindgomycetaceae. Gene Ontology annotation, biological process: glycerophospholipid catabolic process. Gene Ontology annotation, cellular component: cytosol; intracellular membrane-bounded organelle. The record is from RefSeq and is a predicted model, not a curated record. The coding region runs from base 66 to 2030 and encodes 654 amino acids.